GCAACGAGGUCCGUGCUGGGCCAACAACCCUUGGGGCUCGGGCUACGUUCCCGGGCACGUGCAUGCCGACGAGCCAGUGCAUUCGACCGGUAAAGAGUGGCCUCGCCCGCUUGAAGGCCCCGAGGUUCUGUGGCUUCAAACGGCUCAUGCCCAUGGUGUGCUGCCCAGAUUCUGCAUACGGAUCAGGAGGACCAUCACCAUAUGGUCCUUACCAGCCCUUGCCGCCUUAUGGUAGUGGCGGCCGGGCAUAUCCUCAUUGGCCGAACUACUACCCUCCAGGACCAUCACCCUAUGUUCCUCACCAGUCCUUGCCGCCUCAUAAUGGUGGCGGCCAAGGAUAUGCCAAUGGGCCGGUCUACUACCCUCCAGAUGCAGGACCAUCUCCGUAUGUUCCUCACCAGUCCAUGCCGCCUCACGGUGCUGGCGGCUGGGGAUAUCCCAAUGGGCCUAACUAUUAUCCUCCAGGCGUGGGACCCCAGCAGGCACACGGGAACUCCUACGGAACCGGGCCGGUCUCGCCUCAUCGGGAAAGCAGUGGUGGCGUACCUCAAGGUCCAGCUGUUACCCACGGAUCGGUAACACCGUGGAAACCUACAAAUCCGUCAGGACCACAAGUUCCCCCAGAUUCCAGACAAAACAGACAAGCGGCCAGCACUGGACGACGAAAGCGAUCCUUACGGGGAGGAGUCCGGUGACGACGCGCCAUGUGACGACUGCGAGGACGACUCCCACAGCGAAUAAUCAACCUGAGAACAAGAAUGAACUGCGCAAGACGGUAUUGGACGACCCGCUAUGGGAUCAUCGCACGCUGUAGCAUCACCUCACGUUGUUGCCUAGGCAGAACUCUUCUUUUUUAAUUACUUGCAACCUGUCCGAGAAGACACGCAUCGACAAGGCUUCAGAGCAGAAACUACCUGUAAUCUGCAUUUUUCAACAGUCGCCAGAAGUAAAUUAAUAAAACAGCGGCAUUAAAGCAGAGAACACCCUUAUGUUACUACUGCUGUUUGACGAAAGAGAAAUAAAAGCUUACACAUUCACGUA
Rhipicephalus microplus (southern cattle tick) is the source of this 1041-nucleotide messenger RNA. RefSeq lists its product as uncharacterized. The record is from RefSeq and is a predicted model, not a curated record. Lineage: Eukaryota; Metazoa; Arthropoda; Arachnida; Ixodida; Ixodidae.